GCAAAGGAAGACCCACCAUCCUCGCACACCUUCUCCAGGUUCCGAUAGGGCGACUUUCUCCCCUGGACCAUCGCUCUCACCCCCUCAAAGACGGCGGGAUCACCAUUACGAUUAUUCCCCUACGCAUCGCUAUUACAGAUCCCCAAGGCGAUCCAUUACACCGCCUCGCUAUCACCGCACAUACUACUCGAGAUCUCCGUAUCAUUACUCAUACCGCUCACGAUCCCCGCGAUCUCCUCCUCGCUCCCAUUACUAUCGCCACAGGAGCGUCGCUUCUUACUCUCCGCAAUAUUCACACCGUGGUUCUCGCCAUCGUAUGCACACCUCGCCUCAUUCUGAUCGUUCACGUUCAGUCACAAGGUGCUCACCCUUGUCCCCAGACCAGCAACAAUUAUAUUCGCCACGGCUGACUACCCAGGACUCUAUUCCGCUGGCUCAACGCCCACCAACGCCUACCGGGGAUGCGUCAACAACCUCUGCCCCGCAUGACGAUACCACUCAGUCGCCGGUGGCAGAGCACCAGCCCGUAGCCUCUCCGACAGAUGCCGCUUCCUCUUCCCCGGAUGAUGCGGUGUUUAACAACGAACCUCCUCUUGCGGAUGACUACAAGCAAUUUCAUGAACUUUUCAAACGGGUAGCACAUUCACAAAACUUACGUACCUCUGGGGCACCACCAAAACACCAUGCCCUCCUUAGAAACUUACAGCAGUCCAACAAGUCAAAACUAGCUCUCCCUUUCGAUGCCGCUAUCCUGGAAGUAGCUAAUGACAUCUGGCAAACCCCGGCAUCUAUACCCCCUACCAAUAAACGCACGGACAGGAAAUACUUUAUUGAUGCCAAAGACGCAGAAUUUCUUUUUACUCACCCCGUACCAAAUUCCAUCGUUGUCGACGCAGCCCAACAAAAGGCAAGGUCCGCACAAGAGAGAAAUUCCGCCGCGGACAAAGAAGCCAAGCGUCUGGACUUGCUCGGCAGAAAGGUAUAUUCGUCGGCAACAGCCACAUUAAGGAUGACAAACUACUCCGCCCAUCUUGCCAACCAUGACUUCGAUAACUACUCGAAGUUGGUGCCGUUGAUACAACAUCUUCCACAUUCCAAAAGGGACGUACUGAAAUCCAUUGUGCAGGAGGGUUACACAGUGGCCCGUAAUGCACUCCAGAUAUCUCUGGAUAUUGCCGACUCAGCUUCCUGCACUACGGCGACAUCAAUCAUCAUGCGACGUGACUCUUGGCUCCACCUGGCUUCUGUGCCAAAAGAUCUACAGCCUAAGGUGGAAGACCUUCCAUUCGACCGAGCAUCCCUGUUUGCCCAAAACACGGACCAAGAAGCAGCAGUCAUGUAG
This is a messenger RNA of Pelodiscus sinensis (Chinese soft-shelled turtle), 1342 nucleotides long. Lineage: Eukaryota; Metazoa; Chordata; Testudines; Trionychidae. The record is from RefSeq and is a predicted model, not a curated record.